Rhopalosiphum padi (bird cherry-oat aphid) is the source of this 1490-nucleotide messenger RNA. RefSeq lists its product as uncharacterized. The transcript is spliced from 4 exons. Bases 909 to 1238 code for a protein of 109 amino acids. Gene Ontology annotation, cellular component: nucleus. The record is from RefSeq and is a predicted model, not a curated record. Lineage: Eukaryota; Metazoa; Arthropoda; Insecta; Hemiptera; Aphididae.
CAUUCGGGCUGGUCAAAACCUUUGCCUCCCCUCUAUUGAAAACUGAAAUGACGCCACUGGUCUCUCUCUCAGCUGGCGGUAUCGCACUUUCGUAUAAAAAUCAAAAUAGCGUUAGAAUCACGAGAGCUUCGCCUUCCUCGCCCAGUCGCGCAAGUCCACACCUUUUUAUUUUUUCAUACAGAGAAAUACGCACUCGACCGACUUUGUCGUUUGGUCGAUCCACAAACGUUCGCCGAUAAUAUUAUAUUAUCGUAUAACCCCGUCGGGUGGUGUACAAAUCGGUCGUUGUCGUCCGUCGCGGCAUUUCGCGUUGACCGCACGCACGUACCCAUUUACCCCCGGAUUUCCGCCAUUUCCGGUCGUCACACGUUAUCUCCGCUACUCCGCCGUAGCCUCCGUGUGCGAACGUGUUCCGCGCUCUUAACCUACGCCGAUGCGCCGGCGUUAGUAGAAACGAUUACGCGACAUACCCUGUCGUGAACAAUAAUAAAUAAUAAUAAUUGUAACGUCAUCGCGUCGUUUCGCGCGUUUCCCAAGUUCCCUCCGAUAAACUGCAGCAGCAGUGCAGCUGCUCGUGCACCUCUUGGCCGUCCGUUGAUAAGUCGUCGACGUAAUAAUAAUAAUACAGAUAACGUCGCGUCGCCGUACGAUACCGCUCGACGAGUUCAACAGUUAUACAGUCGCCGCGGUCACAGAGUAUUAUCCGCGAUCGAGCAGUGUCUAUGUUAUCUAACUCGUGCGCUCUAUCGCAGCAGCCUGCACACGGCGUCGCAAUGUCGAGCGCGACGACGAAAUGCAAACAUCUCGACGGGGACGAAGAAGCGAAACGCAAACGCAGCAGAUGGAUGGUGUUUCCGGGAUUUUUCGAAGUAAUUCCGUGAUGAAGAAAAAUUAAACCUUCAGAAAAUAUGGAACCUUUUGUAUUGGCUGCUUUUGACAACAAUGUUCUUCAUGAUGUUUCAAGUAGACCGUUGGUCAUGGCCAAUUUUAGAUUGGUUAGACAACUGGACCUCAAGAAAAAGGAAGUAAGAAGAUUAGAAAAGACACUAAAGCAUAAAAAUCAGCAACUUGUAGCUCUUAGAAAAUACAUUGAAUAUAUGAAAAAAGACAACCCUACAACCAACGACGAAGCAGCCAACAUAUUAGUUGAUUUCGGAAAUAUGAAAGUGGAUGAAGAACCUUUUGAUUACGAUUAUCUUCCACUAGAAGAAGGGAUAUACUCGUACUCGAACGAGUAAAAAAAUAAGAAAAAAGAAGUAAAAAAAAUGAAAUACUGUUACAUCGUGAGCUUUGGACAUUUCUGUGGAAAAUUCGCUACAUAUCAACUAAUAGAUAAUAAUUUACUGUUGUACGAGUCUUAUAAUAUUAUCAUGCUUCUAAUUUUUAUUGUAUACCUUAAUUAAAAACUUAAUAAAUAAAUAAGCUCAUUAUUAAAAAUACGUUUGUGACAUCAAAAUUUGUAUUCAAUAAAUGAAAUAAUAUAAAAUUAA